AUACGCGCAUGUUUUUCUAUUGCCCCACCAUUGGACGAUGUCUCGGUUCGUCGUUUGUGUUUGAACAGUUCGUCGAUGGCAUUUUAUGUACUCUAUAGUUGUUUUGCUGAUAAAGCAGAGUGCACGUCUUUGAGGUUAUCGUUCUGUUAUUGUUUUGAUUAGGUGGACGUUUUUUCGAUUUCGAGAAGUGAAAAUGGUCGCAUCGGAGGUGCAGAAUUCGCAGAUGAUGAAUAAACCUGGACUGCAGUUUCCAAAUCAGGAUGAUUUGCAGAUUAUGGAUCCAGCGAAGUAUUUAUUCAGCGUAUCGAAGAUUACAGAUGAUUUAUAUCUGUGCGGAGCUUGCGCUUUGAGGGCAGACACGUUUGAAAAAUUGGGCAUCACUUGUGUGAUUAACUGCACCACUAGAGAGGAGCUGCCAGAUCCGCCGAUUGCUGAUCAUAUUACGUAUCUCAGAAUACCUGUUCGGGACUCGACACAUACCAAUUUAUCUCAAUAUUUCCAUACAAUUACGGAUACUAUUAAAAAUACUAUUCUACAAGGUGGCAGAGUACUAGUCCAUUGUAUCGCUGGAGUCAGCAGAUCGGCAUCUAUAUGUCUAGCGUACCUGAUUAAAUACCACAAUAUGUCAUUAAGAGAAGCUUACCAACACAUAGAAAGAAGAAGACCAUGCAUACGACCAAAUAAUUCAUUUUUCAAACAACUCAUCGAAUUCGAAAUAGAAAUCUGCGGUAUUUGUUCCAUAUCGAUGAUUUUAGACGAUACGACUAAAACUCACAUUCCAGAUAUUUAUGAAUGUAAAUUCAAAGACAGAUUGUGUUGCCAGCUGAAAUUAUGCCAGAGGCGGCAUUACGGAACACAUUGAAUAUUUCCUUCAUCAAAGCUUCAUUUUUAUUAUUUUUUUUUCUUUUCUCGAUUGUGUUCAAUUUUUAUUCAUUUUUGCAAUUUUAUUUCGCCUCAUAUAUUGUAUAGACGCUGUGUGUCGUCUGUCAUUUCAAAUAUAGGUGUAAGCGGCGUGUUCAAUUUUUCUUUUUUUUCACCUUGAUUUGUAUUUAUAAUUUAUGUUUUGUAUGCUAUAGAUUUAUAUUAUUAUGUUGUAAUAUUAAGCAUAUUGUACCAAAAUAGCUUAGUGUUCAGUUCACUUUGUAAAAUAAAAUUAUUCAUUUUAA
This is a messenger RNA of Planococcus citri (citrus mealybug), 1166 nucleotides long. RefSeq names its product dual specificity protein phosphatase 21. Gene Ontology annotation, cellular component: cytoplasm. Gene Ontology annotation, molecular function: protein tyrosine/serine/threonine phosphatase activity. The record is from RefSeq and is a predicted model, not a curated record. Bases 194 to 862 code for a protein of 222 amino acids. Gene Ontology annotation, biological process: protein dephosphorylation. NCBI's taxonomy places the organism in Eukaryota, Metazoa, Arthropoda, Insecta, Hemiptera, Pseudococcidae. The transcript has 3 exons.